AUGACUUCAUUCUAUCGUAUAUUUGGCUCACUUAAAUCGGUUUACAACAAUAUUAAUCCGUCCACACUUACCGGUGCAAUUGAUAUUAUUGUUGUUAAACAAGAAGAUGAAACACUUCGUUGCACUCCAUUUCAUGUUCGUUUUGGUAAAUUAGGUGUUCUAAGAAAUCAACGGAAUAAGGUAUAUAUAACUAUAAAUGGUAAUCCAGUUGAAGAUUUAUAUAUGGAAUUAGGUGCAGCUGGAGAAGCUCUAUUUAUUGAAGAAGAAACUACUACACAAAAUCUUUCACCAAGUCGUCAUUUAGAACCAUCGGAUAGUAAUACAUUUCUUGAUCCUGAUAGUGCUAUAUUAACAGAUUUUUAUCCUCAAUUAUCAAAUAUUGAUUGUUCACCACAAAUCAUUAAUAAACAACUUGAUGAAGAAAAAGCACAUGAAAAUAAUGAAUCAACAGCAAAAUAUGCAUAUGAACAACCAUUAAUAUCAUCAAUUGAUGAUGAUGAUGAUGAUGUAUCUAUAUCAAAUCGUCGUCGUCAAAAACGACGAACAACAAAUCAUAAUGAACAAACAACUAAAGAUUUAAUUCAAGAUGAAGAUCAAGAAAUAGAAAAAAUAUUUUCAUCAAAUCAAAAUCAAUCACAUCUACGUCAACGUGCUUCAACAUCUAUAUCGAUGAAUGAUAAAUUAACAGAUCAUAGAAAUAAUGAACAAACAGAUUCAUCAUUAAAACUUUCACGUAAACAUAGUGCUAGUGAAAAUGAUAUGCUUUUAUUUCAAAUUGAUGAUGACAAACAAUCAACAUCAUCUACACCAUUUGUUGAUGCACAUAGUAGAAUGAAUAGUAUUGAUAGUCGAAAAAAAUUAUUAAUUAUUCCACCGAAAACAUCUAAUGGAAUAGAUAAUGAUGAUGAUGAUGAUGAUGAUGAAACUUAUAAUAGUAGUUUAGAAGAUGAGUAUAAUGAUAAUGAAGAAAAUUAUGACAAAACUAUAAGAACAUUAUCAAAUCCAAUACCAAUUGAACAAAAACCAAUAGUAAAUGAUACAUCACCAAUUACAAAUGAAUCGAAUUCAAUAGUAAAUACACUUUUUUCUCAAUCAGCACCAAUAACUAAUGAUAAUACUGUUUCAAUUCGAUUGACUCAAUCAACUGAUUCAACAUCAUUUUAUUUAAAUGAUGAUUUUUCACCAUCAUCAGCAUUUGAAAAUUCUAUGUCUCUUCGACCACUAAGUCCACAAUCUGAUACAGAAUAUGAAUUAGAUAAAUCAUCACAACAAACAGUAAGAAAUAAUCGAAGAAGUUCUGUAUGGCAAUGGAAAUGGGGUGAAUUUCCUGAACAAAGACGAAGUGUAUUUAGAUAUUUAUGGCCAUCAUCAUCAAAAGAAGUUACACCUAAAGAAGGAAUAUAUCUUGAUGAUAUUACAAAUAAUAAAUGUGAUGAUCGUUCACGUUAUUUACCUCAAAUGGAUUAUCAUCUUAAUCAACCAAGAACUCCAAAUGAUGAUGAUCAAGAAUCAGGAACAGGCAAUUCAAUACCAAAUUCUCCAGUUCGAGAAUAUGAAACUUCUUAUCUUCUCGGUGAUGUACAACUUUCAUUAUGUGGAAAUAUUGAUAAACCAUCAUUGAUUACAGAUAAUAUAUUUAAUGCACAUCUUAUUUCAUAUGAAAAAUUUGCUAAUAAUCCAUCAAUUAUCAAUGAUUCAAAUUUAGUUGUACGCAUUGGUGGAAAAUAUCAUAAUUGGAAUGUUGCUUCAGCACUUAUUGCUUCAGCUAGUGUCUAUCAUAAACGAUUACCACCUGAAACAGUUGAACAAUUACAAAAUAAACAUAUGACACCAACUACACCACGUACAACAAGUGGUAUUAGUUAUUGGCCAUUUUCUAGUAGACAUUCUAAUACAAGAAGUGAAACUACUCCAUCAACAACAUCAGAAGCAUUGGCUUUAGUUGUUAAAUCUGAAAUUGUUCCAACAAUGUUACAAAGUCAAAAUUCUAUUCGAAAACAUUCUAAUGAUAGUGAACAAGAAGAUCAUGAAGUAAGCAAACUAACAGAUAAAAUACAAAGUCAACAAUCAAAUACAAAUUAUACUUCAACAAAAAAGAAAACUAUGAUUCUUACAUCGGAUCAAUUAAAACGACUUAAUCUUAAAAGUGGUAUAAAUCAAGUUGAAUUUAGUGUUACAACAGCUUUACAAGGUACAACACUUGUCGAAGCAAAUAUAUUCUUUUUUGAUCAUAAUACAAAAUUUGUUAUAUCAGAUAUUGAUGGUACUAUAACAAGAUCUGAUGUUUUUGGUCAUAUUUUGCCGUUAUUUGGUAAAGAUUGGUCACAUGAUGGUAUUGCAGAAUUUUUUCAGGCUAUUCAAGAAAAUGGUUAUCAAUUUAUUUAUUUAUCUGCUCGUGCUAUUGGACAAAGUCGAGUAACAAGAGAAUUUUUACGCAGCAUUAAACAAUGUAAUUUUGCAUUACCCAUUGGUCCAUUACUUAUUUCACCUGAUACAUUAGUAACUGCGCUUUAUAGAGAAGUAAUUACAAGAACACCUGAAGAUUUUAAAAUUGAAUGUUUAAAAAAUAUUGCAAGUUUAUUUCCAAAUAAAAAUCCAUUUUAUGCUGGUUUUGGUAAUCGAUUAAAUGAUCAAUCGGCAUACACAGCUGUUGGAAUACCAGAAACUCGUAUAUUUACAAUAAAUCCUCGUGGUGAAGUUGUUCGACAAAAAUUAUCUCAAUUAUUAUGUACUUCAUAUAAAAAUUUACAUGAAGUAGUUGAUCAAGUAUUUCCUCCAAUGGAUUCAUUUUCUGCAAGUGAAGCUUAUUCAUCAUUUACAUUUUGGCGUGAAAAACCAACAAUAGAUUCAUUCGAAGAUGAAAUGCGUAAACAUUUACAAGAAAUGGCAGCACGACAAAAGCCUAAAAGCAAAGGAUCAACAACACAAAUAACUGGUUCUUCGCCAAAGGCAACACCAACAAUAACAUUAACGAAAGGAGCUGGUGAAAAAGUAUUAACAAUCGCUCAAGUAACAGAAAAUACAGUGAAAAAACCAUAG
This is a messenger RNA of Rotaria sp. Silwood2, 3039 nucleotides long. NCBI's taxonomy places the organism in Eukaryota, Metazoa, Rotifera, Eurotatoria, Philodinida, Philodinidae. The record is from the annotation of a GenBank genome assembly.